Molecule: messenger RNA, 3213 nt
Organism: Armigeres subalbatus
Lineage: Eukaryota; Metazoa; Arthropoda; Insecta; Diptera; Culicidae
Exons: 3
Coding region: 1-3213 (1070 amino acids)
Biological process (GO): DNA integration
Molecular function (GO): nucleic acid binding
Source: RefSeq, a predicted model, not a curated record
AUGCGUUCCAGAAAGAUCCUCGAAGAAACGACUUCACGGCUGCCAUCCGGACGAUUCCAGGCAGGACUGCUCUGGAAAAACGAUCAUAUCGAUUUUCUAGACAGCAAGCCUAUGGCAGAGAGUCGGCUGAAAUCACUGGAGCGUCGUUUACGGCAGAAACCCGAACUUUUCGAGAACUUGAAGCAGCGGAUAGUCGAGUACGUGGAGAAAGGCUACGCGCAUAAGAUUACGCAAGAAGAGAUUCACUGUUCGAAUCACAGGAAAGUGUGGUAUCUUCCGAUUGCGGUAGCCGUACACCCCAAAAAGCCAGGAAAAGUUCGCAUAGUUUGGGAUGCGGCAGCUACCGUCCAAGGUCAGUCCCUCAACUCCGCCUUGCUUCCGGGACCCGAUCUAUUAUCCUCCCUUCCGUCAGUACUCUCCAAAUACCGCCAACGCCAGGUUGCAAUCUGUGGCGAUAUAAAAGAAAUGUUCCACCAGUUUCUGAUCAGACCCGAAGAUCGACAGGCACAACGGUUCCUGUUUCGAAGCGACCCCUGCAAAGACUUCGAGAUUUACGUCAUGGACGUUGCCACUUUUGGUGUAACUUGUUCGCCCUCCGCUGCACAGUUCAUCAAAAACCAAAAUGCGAAGGAGUUUGAGUCCGAAUUUCCCGAGGCUGCCGCAGCAAUCGUCCACAAUCACUACGUGGACGACUAUUUGGAUAGUCGGGACACCGUCGAGGAAGCAGCAGACCUGGCGCUGCAAGUGAAAACAGUCCACGCUAAGGCUGGGUUCCACAUUCGGAACUGGAUGUCCAACUCCAGAGAGGUGCUUUCACGGGUUGGGGAUUCAGCUGAAGAAUCUGCGAAGAGCUUCAAGACGCAUACAGCUGCAGUUUCGGAACGCGUACUCGGGAUGAGCUGGUUUCCCGAAUCAGACGAAUUUGGAUUCCGCGGACUUUUCCGCGAACAACUGAUGCCCCUACUUCACGGAGAAAUUGUUCCAACGAAACGGCAGCUCCUCCAAGUGGUCAUGAGCAUUUUUGAUCCACUUGGUCUGGUGUCGCUUGUCGUGGUUCACGGAAAAAUCCUCGUUCAGAAGACGUGGCGAGUUAAAAUCGGGUGGGACGACAAAAUCAACGAAGAUCUGCUCAAACUAUGGCGGCGGUGGAUUAAGCUAUUAGGACAGCUUGACACAAUUCGCAUAUCACGGUACUACUUCCCAGAAUAUCUACCGGAAAGCUACAAAUCUUUGCAGCUACACAUUUUUGUAGAUGCGAGUGAAGAUGCGUACGUAGCAACCGCCUUCUUCAGGAUUGUAGAUCAGUCCCAAGUUCGUUGCGCUCUGGUAUCAUCGAAGACGAAAGUUGCGCCACUGAAAUUACUGUCAGUUCCCCGUCUUGAGCUCCAGGCUGCGUUGCUCGGAGCCAGAUUAGCGAAGUCUGUAGCGGAAAACCACACACUGCAAAUCGAACAACGAUUCUUCUGGGGUGAUUUCUCCACUGUUCUCUCAUGGAUACGCUCGGACCACCGGAGAUAUCGCCAGUUUGUGGCGUACCGCGUAUCUGAGAUUUUAGACACUUCAAAGGUCGACGAAUGGCACUACGUUCCCUCGCAUCUGAAUGUGGCGGAUGACGCCACAAAGUGGAAAGAUCAGCAACAGUCAUCGCUGAACGCGCAAUCUAUUCCAACUACAGAGGAACUGAAACCCAUCCACGUACAUCGAGAACUCCGAAGAGAACAAGUGGUGCAGUUCUGCCGCUUUUCCAAGUGGGAGCGUUGUCUGCGUGCCGUUGCCUAUGUUCAUCGAUUCAUCGAUCAGCUGAAGCGAAAGCGGCGUAAAGAACAAUCCGACGUUACAUCCAUCCUUACUCGUGAAGAGCUUCAGCCGGCAGAAGAGACCAUUAUCAAGCAGGCCCAGUUCGAAGCUUUUGCAGAUGAGGUGAUUACGAUGCAGAACAACCAGUCGCUACCGGAGGACCAGCGUCAGCGACUCGAAAGUACAAGCAAGCUGUACAAACUGUCUCCUUUCCUGGACAAUCGAGGUGUAGUCAGAAUGGAGGGACGGAUCGACGGUUUUGCGGAUGCGCCCUACGACUUCAAGUAUCCUUCUGUGCUGCCGAAGAACCAUUACGUUACUCGGCUCAUCGUCGAUUCGUACCACCGGCGGUACAAGCAUUCCAACGGAGAGACAGCAGUGAAUGAAAUGCGGCAAAAAUAUCACCUGUCGGAGAUGAGAGCAGCAUUCAGGAAGAUCAGCAAAACUUGUACGUGGCCGUUCAGCUUCGUCGAAGUGGAUUACUUCGGCCCGCUGUUGGUCGUCCAAGGUCGUCGUGAAGUGAAGCGAUGGGUCGCCCUCUUCACCUGUCUGACAAUCAGGGCGAUCCAUCUCGAGGUCGUCACCAGCUUGUCAACGGAGUGCUGCAAGAUGGCUUUACGGCGGUUCAUAGCACGGAGGGGGGCACCUUCGGAAAUCUACAGUGAUCGGGGUACUAACUUCGUUGGAGUCAGCGGCGAGUUAAGGGAGCAAGUGAAAGCAAUCAACCAAGGUUUGGCAUCAACUUUCACCAAUACCGUCACCCAUUGGCGCUUCAAUCCUCCAGCUGCGCCGCAUAUGGGGGGGUCUUGGGAACGCAUGGUUCGGUCGGUAAAGUGUGCAUUGGCUUCGCUAUCGGUCGAGCGCAAACCUAGCGAGGAAGUGCUGGUCACGCUACUAGUUGAAGCUGAGUCGAUGAUAAAUUCGAGGCCGUUGACAUACAUGCCGCUCCAGACUUCGGAGCAUGCGGCACUUACUCCGAACUGUUUCCUCCUGCUUAGUACUAGCGGGGUGAAUCAGCCUUCAACCCAGCUUGUGGACGAUAGGCAGGCUCUGCACACCAGCUGGUUCCUGUGUCAACGACUCUUGGACCAAUUCUGGACGCGCUGGGUGAAGGAGUAUCUACCCACCAUCACCAAACGGACCAAGUGGUUCGUAGAUACCAAGCCGGUCUCUGCCGGUGAUCUGGUGGUCAUCGUGGACGAUCGAGUCCGUAACGGAUGGAUAAGGGAACAAGUUCUACGCGUGUUCCCAGGACGAGAUGGCAGAUGUCGCAGCGCAAACGUGCAGACAGCAACUGGUGUACUUCGACGACCGGUGGCGAAACUAGCCGUCCUAGAUGUUGCUGGUAAUGCUCGAGAGGACACGGAGCAAUACGGGUCGGGGAUUGUUCAGGACGGCGCCCUAUCGUCUGAAUAA